Geodia barretti is the source of this 972-nucleotide messenger RNA. The record is from the annotation of a GenBank genome assembly. NCBI's taxonomy places the organism in Eukaryota, Metazoa, Porifera, Demospongiae, Tetractinellida, Geodiidae.
AUGGUGCAAUGGAAAGGGGUAUACUACAUCUGUUUCGUUGAUGGGACCGGUCACGGAACCGAAGACUCCCAAAUCAGGGUAUGUGCCUCCACCGACUUGGUGAAUUGGACCUCCCAGAUUGCCAUCGGAAGAAAGACAAUAGACCCAAAUCUGCUGCUUGUUGGUGACAAACUACUGUUGUAUGGGGUGAAGGAAAGCACAGGGGAUUCUGACUUCGGUUUCCCAUCUCAGCAGGUGGUGACGUGGACGAUGGACGGAACGACUUGGGCACCACCGAAAAGAUGCUUUCUGAGAGAUCACGACUUUUGGCAUCCCAUCGAAUUUGAUGGUCGCUAUUACGUAGCAUGUGAUACGGUCGGACAUGCGCCGCUCGGUAUCCACAAUUCGGUCGAUCUGCUCACUUCGGCUGACGGCGAACGAUGGGAGUGGGUCACGGAGAUCGUCCAUGGGUCCAACGAACCGAUGUAUUACGAUACAACUGGUAUCCACUUUGGUACACCUACGCCCAGUGAAACAUCCCUCUGUUUCUUUGACGAUGGCCGCCUGUUAGCGGUCACACGAGCACGGGGACACUGUGCAUUGCUCUCCACCUCGGAACCACCUUAUGAUCAGUGGGAACGCUACCUUUCCCGCGAAUCCCGAUGUUACGGUUCAGCCAUCGCCAGAGUCGGUGAGGGUGUUAUCGUCACAGGUAGAAGCUUCGCCAAUGAAGGUGUCCGCUCCACAGAGAAUCGGUUCAACGAUAAGUUCAGCGACCACGAUCAGACCCAACUCAGAACCGGGGUCUUCCUAUACGAAGAUGGCGAUAUCCGUCUGCACACGGUCCUCCCCAGCGGGGGAGACACCGGCUACGGCGGUAUUCUCCCCAUCAGCGACAACCAAGUGCUUAUCGCGUACUAUUCGUCCCACGAAUACGCACCGGGCGAUAAGCACGGUUCCAAUGUUUACCUAGCCUCAGUAUCACUGACGUGA